AUGGACGGUAACCCCCUGGCGGAGAUGGACCGAAUGGACUAUCCGUCGACCAGCUACGGCCAACAGGAUCCGCAACAGCUCGGUAUCCCGUCGGGACCUACACCCACCCAGGCUCCGGCUGGACAACAGCAGCAACAACAACAACAGCAUCCAGGGCAGCAGAAUGGUCCUCAAAACGGGCCACAGCAGCAACAGCAACCUUCGGUUUUACAGGAGUUACUUCAGCAAAAUCCCCAAGACUCACAGCAGUCAAACUUCGGGCCACGCGCCGGGUACUACCCAGGAACAACGGGUCAAAUGGCCAACUAUCAGCAGCAAAGAAGCCAAUCAAUGCAAGCAAAUAUGGGUUAUGGAGGAGCCGCCGGGGCUACGGGUACCCCACAAAUGAACGGGAUCGGCCGCGGAAUGGUCGGAAAUGGGCCUCAGGCCGCUCAGAUGAGGCCACCCAACGGGAUGGCCUAUCCGGAUAUGGCCCAAAUGCGACAGGGCGGCCAGCAAUAUCCGCAGAUGCCGGGAAACAUGGCCCAAAUGCAGCAAUAUCACCAGCAAAUGGGGCAACAGAUGUCGGGCCAAAUGAUGGGAGCGCAAUACGGGGGAAUGGUUCCGCAACCAGGUGCUGCAGCUCAACGAGCCGGGCUGCCGACGCAAAACGGAGGGAUGAGAUAUCCGCCCGCGUACAAUCGACAGGUCUCGGCCCCGAUGCCAGCGACGGGAGCGGAUCCGCCACAAGCAGCCGCACCGACAAGGACGUCAAAUUCGAAGAAAGCGCAGCAACAACGGCAACAACAACAGCAGCAGCAGCAACAACAGCAGCAACAACAAGAACAGCAGCAGCAAGAUAAUCCAGCCGGCUUCGCACCGAUGCCAGCAGCAGGUCGAGGACAACCACCGCCAUACUCUAGCCUUGCAAAUGGACAAAUGAUGCACAUGCAGUACUCCAACCAAAUGGCGAUGCACCCCGGCUACAGCAGCAUGCCGCAGCAACAGAUGCGCCAAAUGCCGCAGUACCCCGGAGCGCCGAUGCCCCACCCAAGUCCGCAGCAAAGUGCACAGCCUCAGGGAGCAAAAGCAGCCUCCGCGGCUCAUGAUCCAGCCCAGCAGCAACAACAAGCCGGAAGAACCCAGCAGCAGCAAACGGCCCAACAACAAUACCAGAUGCAACAACAACAAAUGCAACAGGCGCAUAUGCAGGUAAAAUGGGGAAAA
Mesorhabditis spiculigera is the source of this 1206-nucleotide messenger RNA. The record is from the annotation of a GenBank genome assembly. NCBI's taxonomy places the organism in Eukaryota, Metazoa, Nematoda, Chromadorea, Rhabditida, Rhabditidae.